AUGGAGCCAACCAAAGCAGCAGCGGGUGAGCAGCGCAGCGCGGAGCAGGCUGCGUCUCUGUUCAGGACCGGGGACCCAGAGAUCCAAAGACGCGCGUCCCGCAAGAAGAACAGCCACUGGAAAGUCAUUAUAGCGGUCCUGCUGCUCUGCUUUCUAGUGGUGGUGUUGGCUGUGGCGUUCUCUCUGAGGAAGGGAAGCAAAGACAAGGGAAAGCCUUGGCUCCAGGGCACGUUUGACGACCUGCAGCAGCCUCAGUGUCCUCCUGGGUUCACCAAACCUCCGCUCAUCCUGGUUUCUCUGGACGGAUUCAGGGCUGAGUAUCUGAAGGACCACAGCAGCCACAUCCCUGUCAUCAACGCUCUGAGGAAGUACGGCACCACAGCUCCUUACAUGCGGCCGGUUUACCCCACCAAGACGUUUCCAAACCACUACAGCAUUGUGACGGGUCUUUAUCCAGAGUCCCAUGGUAUCGUGGACAACAAAAUGUACGAUGUGAAGAGAAACGCCUUCUUCAGCCUCAAAACCGCCGAGAAGUUCAAAGCCGAGUGGUACCAAGGCGAACCGGUUUGGGUGACAGCAAUGCGUCAGAAUUUAAAAACAGCCACUUUCUUUUGGCCUGGGUCAGACGUGAACAUCACAGGGACGUUCCCCACUUUCUAUCACACGUAUGACAAAAAUAUACAGUUUGAACAGAGAGUUACAACAAUGUUCGAAUGGUUCAGUUUACCUGAAGGACAAAGACCAGACUUCUUCACGCUGUACCUGGAUGAACCGGACUCAGCGGGACAUCGCUAUGGUCCAGGGAGCCAACAGGUGGUCGAAGCUCUGGAGGGCGUGGACCGGAUCAUGGGGAUGCUGAUGGACGGGCUCAAAGAGAGGAACCUCCACAAGUGCGUCAAUCUGAUCGUUGUUUCUGACCACGGUAUGGAGGAGGCGUCCUGUGAUAAAGCCGUGUUUGUGUCGUCUUUGGUCAACAACACCGAAGAUUUCUCUGUGAUCCAGGGCCCGGCCGCACGGAUCCGGCCCCUGCAUCUUCCUGAGGACUUUCUAUCGUUUGACUAUGAAGCACUGAUUGAGCGUCUGUCGUGCAGGACUCCUGAUCAGCCAAUGAGAGCCUUCCUCAAAGAGAACCUCCCGAAACGCAUGCACUUCGCCCGAAACCAGCGCAUCGAGAGGGGGCAUCUGUACAUGAAGGAGGGCUGGCAGGCCGCCAUGACUAGGAAGGAAAUGAAGUACUGCAGCGGGGGCUUCCACGGCUCCGAUAACCUCUUCAGGAACAUGCAGGCUAUUUUCAUUGGUUAUGGUCCAGGAUUCAAACACAAGACUGAAGUGCCUCCUUUUGAGAACAUUGAAGUCUACAACCUCGUGUGUGACCUCUUGGAUAUCCGUCCGGCUCCCAAUAACGGUACUCACGGCAGCCUGAACCACCUCCUGAAGAAGGCGCCGUUGCAGCCCGUUCAUCCUGCCCAGCUGUCCCAUGACGUACCAUGUGACGCGACAGACCCCGCCCCCUCUGAUGACCGCCAGUGCACCUGCAGCGAUCAAACUCCAGAAAUGCAAAAAGAGAUGAACACACAACUUCUAAGCGUAGAUUCUGCCGCCAAAGCUCAGUUACGGAGGCGGCACCAGCCCUUCGGCACCCCUCGUGUGGUGGAGUAUGGAGUCUCCUUCUGCCUGCUCCAUCACCGGGACUUCAUUAGUGGUUACAGCCAGGACAGACUGAUGCCCCUCUGGGUCUCCUACACCCACCUGCCCCUGGCAGAAGUGGUUCCUCCCAGCAGCUCGUGUGUGCGCGCCGACGUCCGCAUUGACCCAUCCCAAUUGCAGAUGUGCAGUCGCUACGGAGAUGACCCGGAGCUCACCUUCGGGCUCUUGCACCCGCCCAACGGGCCUGGGUCGGACUCUCUGCUCAACACUAACAUGGUCCCCAUGUUUCCUGCCUUUCACGCCAUUUGGGAAUACUUCCAUUCCACCCUGCUCCCCAAAUACUCCAAGCAGCUGAACGGGGUCAAUGUCAUCAGUGGACCUAUAUUUGACGAAGACUACGACGGGAAUGUGGAUAAAGCAAAACCAGUUAUAGAUUUUCUGGCCCCGACACCGACACAUUUCUUCGUGAUUCUGACGAGCUGCAGAAACUCCAGUCUGAGUCCAGAGUCCUGCUCCGGUCCACUCUCAGUCCAGGCCUUCAUCCUGCCCCACAGAGCGGUCUACAGAUACGACUGUGACUCGCAGCAGAUAGAGACGUGGGCAGAGGAGUGGAUGAAGUUCCACACAGCCCGAGUUCGGGACAUCGAGCUUCUCUCAGGACUGAGUUUUUACCACGACAGGAUAUCAGUGGAAGAGACGCUACGACUUAAAACGUAUCUACAGACUGCAUAA
This is a messenger RNA of Knipowitschia caucasica, 2379 nucleotides long. The record is from the annotation of a GenBank genome assembly. Lineage: Eukaryota; Metazoa; Chordata; Actinopteri; Gobiiformes; Gobiidae.